AUGAGAAUAUCUCUUAAUCUUAUUGCAAUAUUCCUCCUCCUAAUCCUUCAUCAUAAGUCAAAUGGCCAAAAUAAUCCAAAUAUUACCACAGGUUCUACUUUCACUGCUGGAGAAAAUGGUUCUUUGUUAUCCUCGUCCGGGGACUUUGCCUUUGGAUUUUAUCCUAUUUCAGAUACUGUUUUCCUAGUUGGAAUUUGGUUCAACAAAAUCCAGGAAAGAACACUUGUCUGGUCAGCAAAUCGCGACGGCCCAGCUGAAAUCAGAUCAACUAUUAGUCUAACAAAUGGUGGCCUGCUUGUGCUCAACUAUGCUAACAGCACAGUUCAACAAAUUAGCAAUAGGACUGCAAGUUUGGGAACCAUGCAAGAUGAUGGAAAUCUUGUGUUGAGAGACUCUAGUUCAAAUAAUGUUUGGGAAAGCUUUAACUUUCCCACUGAUACACUUUUGCCAGGACAAACUUUAUUAUCAGGAGGACAGCUCUAUUCUAAUUCUAUUUCAGAUGGGAAUUCCAAGUACUGUAAAGGGAAAUUCAGGCUAGACAUGCAAGCUGAUGGAAAAUUGGUACUAUCUGCUUAUCAUUUUGGGGACACAGGAUAUUGGCUGAAUAGUCUAGAUGAUGAAGGAAACCAUGAAGUGAAAUUAGUUUUCGACCAGAGGAAUGCAUCUUUGUACCUUGUGAAAGAUAACAAUAACACAAUUUUUUCUUUUCCAUCGAACGUGCCAACCCCAGUUGAAGACUACUACCACCGUGCAACUAUAGGCAGUUUUGGAAACUUCCAGCAGUAUGCUUAUCAUAAGACUAAUGAUAGCAAUUGGUUUAGACUUUGGAAGAUCCUUUCAGAGCCAUGUAUGGUUAAUGCUGUUUGUGGGGCUUAUGGAUUGUGCAGCUCAAAUGAUAACGAAACAGUAAGUUGUGACUGUCUUCCGGGGUUUGUCUUCUUGGAUCCAAGUAAUCCUACCAAAGGUUGUCAUCCAGAGACAAUAAUCAACUUCUGUGCAGAUCAUCUAUUUACAGGAAAUUUCACAAUAGAGGCUAUUCAGGACAGUGACAUGCCUUACAAUGAGGUUGGGGAUUAUGAAAUUUAUCGUGAUGUCGACGAGGAGGAAUGCAAGAAAGUUAUCAGGGAAGAUUGUUAUGCCAUGGCUGCUUCUCUAAUCAAUAGGGAAUCUAAAGAUGGCAUACAAACAAAAAAGAAAACCAACACCAGAGCCCAUCUCACUGCUGGCCUUUUAACUACCAGUUCACUUACUGUCCUAUUUGGAGCCUUGGCUUUGUACUAUCAUCCUGCUCCUCUGAGACUCGUAAGACGAGAGUGGAAUCCAAAUUCAUCAAGAAUAGGUAUCAAUUUCCGCGAGUUCACAUACAAAGAACUGCAUGAAAUUACAAAUGGCUUCAGCAAGCUACUUGGAAAAGGAGCUUCUGCAAAAGUUUACUAUGGUAAUCUCAAGUUAAAGGAUGUUCAAGUAGAGAUUGCAGUGAAGCUGAUGGAAGACGUUGCAGAACCAAGUGAGAAGGUAUUCAUGACAGAGCUAAAAAUCAUAGGCAGAACUCAUCACAAGAACUUGGUGAAGUUAUUAGGAUUUUGCAUUGAGGAUAAUCAAUUCAUUUUGGUUUACGAGUUGAUGAAGAACGGAGCAUUAUCAGAUUUUUUGUUCAAGGAAGAAGUACUGCCUACUUGGAGUCAAAGAACAGAAAUGGCACUAGGAAUUGCAAGAGGACUUCUUUACUUACAUGAAGGAUGUGAUUCUCCAAUCAUCCACUGUGACAUAAAGCCUCAAAAUGUACUUCUCGACAGCAAAUACAAUGCCAAGAUUUCAGAUUUUGGGCUAUCAAAACUCUUGCAAAAGGAUCAAACAAGAACAGAUACUAGCGCAAGAGGGACAGUGGGAUAUUUAGCACCAGAAUGGCUAAAGAAUGCACCAAUAACACCUAAAGUUGACAUCUUUAGUUUUGGUGUAAUGUUACUAGAGAUCACAUGUGGUAGAAGGCAUAUUGAGCUUAGCAGGGUAGAAGAAGAGAGCGAAGACGAUGAAGGUGAUGAUUUAUUGCUUGUAAAUUGGGUUUCAGGCUGUGUGAGAAGUGGUAGAAUUGACAAACUUGCAAGGAGUGAUCCUGAAGUAUUGAAUGAUAUUAAAAGAUUUGAACGAUUCGUGAAGGUGGGAUUGUGGUGUGUCCAUCCUGAUCCAAUUGUUAGACCUUCAAUGAAAAUGGUGAUGCAAAUGCUUGAAGGCAUAACAGAAGUUGAAGUUCCUCCAAUGUUUUAUCACUAAAUGAUAGUAAUGAAGAACCUUAAGGAACAUCCUGCAGUACUUAUGCUCUUGUAAAAUUAGUCUAAGUUUUAGAAUUUGAGUUGUUACUUUUGCAAGUUCAUAGUCUGUGCUUCAAUUUCUCCCUUUGUCAUGUUUGCUGUAACUUUAUUUACUC
Solanum stenotomum is the source of this 2425-nucleotide messenger RNA. RefSeq names its product G-type lectin S-receptor-like serine/threonine-protein kinase LECRK3. The record is from RefSeq and is a predicted model, not a curated record. Gene Ontology annotation, molecular function: protein serine/threonine kinase activity; ATP binding. Gene Ontology annotation, biological process: recognition of pollen; protein phosphorylation. Bases 1 to 2271 code for a protein of 756 amino acids. Lineage: Eukaryota; Viridiplantae; Streptophyta; Magnoliopsida; Solanales; Solanaceae. The transcript has 2 exons.